Molecule: messenger RNA, 2451 nt
Organism: Strigops habroptila (Kakapo)
Lineage: Eukaryota; Metazoa; Chordata; Aves; Psittaciformes; Psittacidae
Product: fas-binding factor 1 homolog
Exons: 18
Coding region: 24-1868 (614 amino acids)
Biological process (GO): establishment of epithelial cell polarity; cilium assembly
Cellular component (GO): ciliary transition fiber; centriole; ciliary basal body
Source: RefSeq, a predicted model, not a curated record
UUUCAGGCUCCGUCGGUUCCAAAAUGCCUCUUGAACUUGCUGGAGAUGCCCAGCGGGGCCGAGGCAAGAGAAGGAGAGUCCUGGGCACCAGCUCGCAGGGCAGUGAGAAGUCCUUUCUCAAGGAUGAUUUCUUCAGCAGGCGCUGUGUGCAGAAGACGGGAGCUGCAGAGGGAUCCAGACCUCCCGACACAGACCUGCUGCAGACCGAGAAGACUAUGGAAGACACAGAAGCUGAGUUGCCGGGAAGGCCAAGAAUGAAUUGUAGGCCACGGAAGACACCUGUGAAAGCCGUGUUCCCACGACAGCAGAAGAUGCUGGGCCCUGCCGUGCAGGAGGAAGGAUGUGCCCCACUUUGCCUCUCCGGGAGCCCGCGUUCAUGGAGGCAAAGUGUGUGGAGAGCCCCAAGAUGCCACAUAGUUCCCCAGGCAGAGUCUGCAGACCUGGAUGUGUUUCCUGAUGGGAGCCUGAAGGCUCCCACAGCACAGCUUCACAAGGAUGCAUCAGGCUAUCAUGCAGAGCUGCUGAGGGCCCAGUCCCGUGUGGCAGAGCUGGAGAGCCAGGUCCGGACGCUGAAGAUGGAGCAGACUCAAUACAACCUAAGGCUGGAGAAGCUCCAGCAGCACCACAGGGAGGAGCUGGAUCAUCUCAAGAGCACCUACAGGAGGCGACUGAAGGUGCUGGGGGAGACCUAUGAGCAGCAGCAGCAGAGUGUGAAGAAGCAGAAUGAGCAGCUGGUGGCUCAGCUCCUGUCGCAGAGCCAGGACGCGGAGAAGGCGCGGGCAGAGCUGGUGGCGCAGCACGAGGAGCGUGUGGCUGCGCUGCAGCAGCAGAACAUGUGGGACCUGGAGUGUCUGCGAGAGCAGCAGAGGACAUUGUUCCAGACAAGGGUGAAAGACUACGAAGAGCAGCUCCAGCGGCUGAGGCAGACAAAAGACCUGGAGGUUGAUGCAGUGACCGGUCCCACCUCACAUACCAGGUCUCUGAACAGCAUCAUGGAGCAGAUGGAGAAGUUCUCCAGUGAACUGCGUGACUUCUCACACAAGGUGGAGGCCAUGCACCAAACCGUGUCCCAGGAACUGGCACAGCAGCAGGACAAGCAGCUCAAAGUGCUCGAGGACAGGCUGUCACAGCAGCAGAGGGACAUGGAGGAGGAGCGGAGCCAUCUCCAGAAGGUGAUCACUCAGCUGAGGUCCAGGCUGAACAAGCAGAGUACGCUGCUGGAGCAGGAGCAAUCAAGGCUGGUGUCAGAGCAAGCCCAAGUGGAAUUGCAGCAGCACUCACAGGAGGAGCAGCAGCAAGGCAUGAGCCAGCAGCUCUCCAAGGAGCAAGCAGAGCUGGAGGGGGAAAAGAGCGCUUUGCUGGAGGAGCAACAGAAGCUGGAGCACAACAUGGACCGAACCCUGCAGACGGCGUCCGAGAGAGAGCGCGCCACUGUGAGCCUGGCCAAGGAGCAGGCAGAGCUGAAGGCGAGGGAGGAUCAGCUGCGGAGGGACAGGGAGCUGCUGGAAGAGGCCUGGCAGGAGCUGAGGCGUGAGAAGGAGAAGGUUCACAGGGCCGCGCUGCACAUCCAGCUCCAGGAGAAGGAGAUUAAAAGCAUGACCAAUCAAUCAUCCCAGAAGUACAAGGAAGGGGAGCAAGCCCUGCAAGAGGCAGGCAGGAUAGAGUCUGAGCACCAGAGCAGGCUGCAGGUCAUGCAGGAGCGAUUUGAGCAGGAGCGGCUGAGCAUGGCUCGCCAGAGGAGACAGCUCAAGCAGCUACGUGAGGGGCUGCGCAGGAACCCCGUGACGCCGCUGACUGCGGGCAAGGACCUCGGUGCCCCUAUGAGAGGCCUCUCCGGCACACUGCGACCAGCAAUUCUUAGAGCAUGAGCGGAUAUUCCUGGAGAGCCUGAAGAAUGCACCCUACAACAUUUGAACCCUGUGGAGGUGUUAGCCCCACACGCUGGGGCUGUGUCCUUCUGUGGCGUAUGAACGACACGGCCCCAAAGCAUCUUCAUGCAGCGAAUCAUUUUAUUGCUCAUUGCUCUAGGUUUUAUACCAUUCUAGUAAAAGCUAUUUUUCACCUAUUGCUCUAUCUUUUAUACCAAGCUAUUUUUAGCACAUCAUGUGUAGUUCCUAGUUUACAGUUUUGUUUUUUCAACAUUCGUCGUCGUUUCACAGACAGUCCCAAACUAACCAGUUCUUUAUCUUUCUGUUCUCCUGCUCUUGUCCAGCUGCGUUGCUCUGCUUGAUCACACAAUGUACUUUGUUUCUUCUUUAACUCUUUCUUCUCGAGCCAAGUAGUUACUUCUCUUGGCAAUAACGAAAUAGGUUCCAUCCUCUCCCACAUCCGUCCCGUCACCCUGCGGCUGUGGGCACGUUUCUAGUCAGGCCCUGGCCAAUACAGCCCCGUUGCUAUGGCAGCUGCCAAGGCCCUGCGCGGCGCAGCCCCUGUCGCUAUGGUAACGGGGGC